GGUUUUGAGGGCUCAGCUGCUACAUUCAUCGCGCGGAGGCUACCUUUUCUCUCUUCUCUGACCGGCGGCGAAAAGCAGCGAUGAUCAUAUCGGAGAAGAACCGGAAAGAGAUCUGCAAGUACCUCUUCCAAGAGGGAGUGUGCUAUGCGAAAAAAGACUACAACUUGGCGAAGCAUCCAUUGAUCGAUGUGCCGAACCUUCAGGUAAUUAAGCUCAUGCAGAGCUUCAAGUCGAGGGAGUACGUGAGGGAGACUUUCGCUUGGAUGCACUAUUACUGGUAUCUUACUAACGAUGGAAUUGAGUUUCUAAGGACAUACCUCAAUCUGCCCUCUGAAAUUGUUCCAGCUACAUUGAAGAAAUCCGCCAAGCCACUUGGCAGGCCUUUAGGCGGACCUGGAGACCGCCCUCGCGGACCUCCACGUGAAGGUGGUGAAAGGAGAUUUGGCGACAGGGAUGGAUAUAGAGGUGGUGCACCUAGAGGUCCUCCUGGGGAGUUUGGCGGUGAGAAGGGUGAAGCAGCUCCUGCCAAUUACCAGCCUUCUUUCAGGAGUGGAAGACCUGGUUUCGGCCGUGGGGCGGGUGCACCUCCUAGUUCCAACUUCUCCUAAAUCAUAUCUUCUUUGGGCCUCUCAUGGAUACUAAUACUACUAAGACCAGGAGAUGUGAACUAUUGUUUGGUUCCAAGUUUUCAAUUUGACUUUAUAUGUUAUUCCCAGCAAUUUUGUAUGCUUGUCCAAACUGCAAUCACUCAUUUUUGUUGUUAUUUAUCAGUAUUAUUUCCUUUCAAUGGUAACGCACAUCAGGUUUGUUUUUUUCAUCUAUGCAAAUCACUUCAAGAGCUCAUCUAUGCUUGCCAAAGUUUAAUUUGGAUGCUUAAAUCCGUUCUGGUCUAUUUAAAUCUGAUCUGGUUUUGUAUGUUUAAAUAUGGUCCGGUUUGAUAUGUUUAAGUUUGGUCUCGUUUGUUUAAA
This is a messenger RNA of Cuscuta epithymum, 968 nucleotides long. NCBI's taxonomy places the organism in Eukaryota, Viridiplantae, Streptophyta, Magnoliopsida, Solanales, Convolvulaceae. The record is from the annotation of a GenBank genome assembly.